CAAAUACAGUUUACGGCGUCUGACAAGUAGAAAGUACACGCAGUUUUCAUCGAAAACAACAAAGUAAAUAAUUAAACUUUAAUUAUUAAAUAACUAUUGUUAAGUAAAUUGAUACAGUGAAUAGCACAAAAGUAAGUAAUGCUUAUACUAUCACUACAUAGUAGUGUGGAUUAUCUUUUACGCUAAAUAAUAGUUCGCAAACUUACCCAGCAAAUAAAUAGAAUUUAUUUCCCAAGAAUCUUGGGCCAAGGCCAAGAUAUAUAAAUAUUUUUUAGCAAAUUAUUUGUUUUGUUAACGAGUGAAACCUUCGAAGUUCGAACUAUUUUGAAACUUAAAUACAAAAUAAAUAUCUCCUCCAAUUCGCAUCCGGCUGCAAGAGGAGUUCCAAUAAUUUGUAUGCCCCGUGGUGGUGGUCGCCGUAAGCAAUCUCUCCAACACUACGACGAGGACGACGACGACGUGGCAGCAGAUAUGGCGUUUGGCGACGAUGGUGUUGAAAUGAGCGAUUCUCAAGUCGUGGAGGAAAUAUCGCCCCCAGUGGAUGAGGACGGAGAGGAGAUUUACAUUGUGGAGAAGAUUCUCGAUAAGCGCAUCAUUGAUGGAAAGACACAAUAUUAUCUGAAGUGGCAGGGAUACAGCUCCGAAUUUGAUACAUGGGAGCCCGAAGAAAACUUGGAAUGUGAGGAGCUCAUGGAAGAAUUCGAAAAGAAUUGGAGCGAAAAGCAGAAGCGUGGCUUCGACCGUGGCCUUCGCGCCGAACGAAUCGUGACCGUCAUCUACGACAAUAAGGAUCCAUCCAAAGAAGAAAUGGGGGUAAAAUUUCCCCCAAAGCCAACCUUCGCUAUCGUCAAGUGGAAAAAUUGUGACGAUGCGGACAUCGUUCCGAUUGAAGCUUGUGCUGAAAAGAUUCCACAACUGCUCAUUAAAUAUUACGAAGAUCGCAGAGUUGGACUCAUGACCCCGGAAAUGGUCAAAAUUGACAUUGCACAAGAUAACGAAAAUUUGAGGUCGAAAGGACUCGAGGUGGAUGAGGAUGAGGAUGAGCUGAUGCCGACGUUACAACCAUUUUCUUAAAAGUUUCGAUAUGAGAAUUUAUGCUGUAAAUUGGUAGUUUUAUAAAUGAGGUUCUGACUUUUGUUUAAACAAGUCUAAUUAAGAUUAUGAGUAUAGAAUAAUCAAAAUUCAUUGCUACAUUAAUACAAAUAAAAAUUAAACAUUAAUUAUGUAUUGUGCAUUACUUACGUAACUUUUUUUUACCAAAUGAAAGCAAGCUUUGGAUUAUCAAAAGUUCUUUUGAAAUAAUUAAAGCAUCACAAGUUUAGAUUAAGUGAAAACCAAUAAAUAUUUAUUCCAACAAGAAUCAAUCAAUUUUCUAAAUUUUUUUUCGAUUUUUAUAACAACGUAGUUAUCAAUGAGAUAACAAGUAUGAAGACGUAUUAAUAAUCUGGUUAGAGUUACGAGUGGUGAAAGUAACUAAUUUAUAGAGUCAGAUUGUAAGGUGACUGGCAGAUCGAGAAUUUAGGAUUAAAGCUCGAAUGGAAUAAAGGUAAACUAUACAGCAAAUCAAAACAUCAACCUGCGACGACAAGAAAUAAAACCGAGGAAUAAACCUAAUUAAUCAGG
This is a messenger RNA of Folsomia candida, 1623 nucleotides long. Its product is annotated as chromobox protein homolog 1. The transcript is spliced from 4 exons. Bases 397 to 1074 code for a protein of 225 amino acids. The record is from RefSeq and is a predicted model, not a curated record. Lineage: Eukaryota; Metazoa; Arthropoda; Collembola; Entomobryomorpha; Isotomidae. Gene Ontology annotation, cellular component: nucleus; pericentric heterochromatin. Gene Ontology annotation, biological process: chromatin organization; negative regulation of transcription by RNA polymerase II. Gene Ontology annotation, molecular function: chromatin binding.